This is a messenger RNA of Ziziphus jujuba (common jujube), 1148 nucleotides long. Its product is annotated as large ribosomal subunit protein uL2z. The coding region runs from base 167 to 952 and encodes 261 amino acids. Gene Ontology annotation, cellular component: ribosome; cytosolic large ribosomal subunit. Gene Ontology annotation, biological process: cytoplasmic translation. The transcript is spliced from 2 exons. The record is from RefSeq and is a predicted model, not a curated record. Gene Ontology annotation, molecular function: structural constituent of ribosome; RNA binding. Lineage: Eukaryota; Viridiplantae; Streptophyta; Magnoliopsida; Rosales; Rhamnaceae.
UUUAUCGGCUCAGAGAUCCAAAUCCCUAGUCCCUAAAUAUAGUCCAACAUGUAUAAAGCCCAUAACCUCCGGACCUCUAUCUCUUUCAUUUUCUGCGUAGCCGCUCAAAAACCCUAACCUUAAACCCCUCGUCCCCUUUCUCCAUUUCGCUCAGUCAAACUCUACAAUGGGUAGAGUUAUACGCGCUCAGCGUAAAGGUGCUGGGUCCGUCUUCAGGUCCCACACCCACCACCGCAAAGGUCCGGCAAGGUUCCGGUCGCUGGACUUCGGCGAGCGCAACGGCUACCUGAAAGGGGUGGUGAAGGAAAUCAUACACGAUCCGGGUCGUGGAGCCCCGCUUGCCCGGGUCACAUUCCGACACCCGUUUCGGUACAAGCAGCAGAAGGAGCUGUUCAUAGCGGCGGAGGGAAUGUACACCGGCCAGUUUAUCUACUGUGGGAAGAAGGCGAAUCUCGUUGUGGGCAAUGUUCUCCCUCUCGGAUCAAUACCUGAGGGUGCGGUUAUUUGCAACGUUGAGCACCAUGUGGGUGAUCGUGGAGUCCUGGCCAGAGCUUCCGGUGACUACGCCAUUGUUAUCAGUCAUAACCCUGAUAAUGGAACCACAAGAAUCAAGCUUCCAUCGGGAGCCAAGAAGAUUGUACCCAGUGGAUGCAGGGCUAUGGUUGGUCAGGUUGCAGGUGGAGGUAGGACUGAGAAACCACUAUUGAAGGCAGGAAAUGCGUAUCACAAAUUCAGGGUGAAGAGGAACUGCUGGCCAAAGGUUCGUGGUGUUGCUAUGAACCCAGUGGAGCAUCCCCAUGGUGGUGGUAACCAUCAGCACAUUGGUCAUGCCAGUACUGUUCGCCGAGAUGCACCUCCUGGUCAAAAGGUUGGUCUCAUUGCUGCCAGGAGGACCGGUCGUCUCAGGGGGCAAGCCGCUGCCACUGCUGCCAAAGCCGAUAAGACUACUUAAAAAUAUUCAGUUAUGGCUUUUUCAUUCAUUUUUUGUUAUGUUUUUCUGGACAUCCCAAUUUUGAUGUUACCUGGCCAAAAGGGUUUUACUUGCACAGUAGUGCUCAAGAUAUGGUCCAAUGAAAGUUUUGUUCUUUCACUAUUGUUCAUGACAUUGUGUCCAUUUAUAUAAGUUUCGUUUCCAUUGGAAGCAGAUA